AUGGUCGAACCCUCGUAUACUGGACGCAAUCGAACGUCUGCUAAGGGCGGCCCAAGUGGCGUGCAACGGUCAUAUGCAUCAGAGUUCAGGGAGACAGAAGCACUCUUCAACAGUUACGAGCACCUUCAAGGACUUCAACGCGGUGAUGCUGCCCUCAAGAUGUUGCGCCAAGUCGCGUCACUUGUCAAGCCCAUCAUGCGGAAACGAGGUUGGAAGGUGCAAAUCCUGGCCGAAUUCCUGCCUGCCGAACAGAAUCUACUAGGCCUCAAUAUCAAUCGAGGGUACAAGAUCUGCAUACGUCUGCGCUAUCACAACAAUCCUGAUCUGUUUCUGCCAAUUGAGCAAGUCGUCGAUACGAUGCUUCACGAAUUGUCGCACAACGUAUGGGGCGAGCACGACAGUAAUUUCCAUCGAUUGUGGGAUGAACUACGCGACGAGCACGAGACUCUCAUUCGCAAAGGCUAUACAGGUGAAGGCUUCCUGUCAGAAGGUCACAAAGUGGGAGGUGUCGGCCGGCAUGGCAUACCGCCACCGCAUGAGAUGCGCCAACUCGCCAGAGCAAGCGCAGAGAAACGACAGUCACGCGGCACGCUCAGCAAAGGGUCUGGCCAACGGCUGGGUGGGACUCCACUGCAUGCACAUGGUGGCGACGUACGGUCUGUGAUCGCCAGCUCCGUCUUGCGGCGGAACACGGUUGACAGGGGUUGCGCGUCAGGGCGACAGGAUGCUACGGCGCUUGCUGAUCAAUCUGCCAACAGCACAUUCAAAACAAAGGCUGAAGAAGACGAUGCCAAUAAUCGAGCGAUAGCGCAAGCGCUGUUCGAACUGAUGGAGCAGGAAGAAGAGCGCAACAUUAGGAACGGCACCUUUUCUACUGCUCCCACAGGAGGCGGGCUUGCUUGGGACCCGAAGAAUGGACUGUACGAUCCUAGCAAGGCCAAGCCAUCGCCAGUCAGUCCACAGCAACCCAGUGAGGAAGAGCAGCUCAAGUGGGCCAUGGAGGCAAGUCUGGCAUCCGAGCAGCAUGAUCUCGGUCCAACUCAUGGCAUGUCACCUGUGUCGCCACUAUCGCCUGUGCAUCCGGCUCGGCCAAUAUCGCUGAACGAAAUCGCGGACACACCGGCCUCUUCAGUGCGCUCUGCCAGGUCAGCCACGAGAGCUUCUCACGAGGCAUUCGUAAUCAAGAUCGAAGACGAUGACGACGACGUGGCCGAACCAGCUACCUGUAUCACGGCCAACUCGAGCUCCCUUAGCGGCAGUGCGAGACAUACCACCACGUCAACAGACCUUGCGGUCACCCGUCGCGAUCGACAUAUCCGAGCCCUUCAACCCAGAUGA
This is a messenger RNA of Recurvomyces mirabilis, 1338 nucleotides long. RefSeq lists its product as uncharacterized. Gene Ontology annotation, cellular component: nucleus. Lineage: Eukaryota; Fungi; Ascomycota; Dothideomycetes; Mycosphaerellales; Teratosphaeriaceae. Bases 1 to 1338 code for a protein of 445 amino acids. Gene Ontology annotation, biological process: DNA repair. The transcript has 2 exons. The record is from RefSeq and is a predicted model, not a curated record. Gene Ontology annotation, molecular function: metallopeptidase activity.